AAUCUGAUGAGUGUCAGUUACCUUUAUACGUACGGUGACAUUUGGUUAGCUUUUAUUUCCAAGGAAAGGUUUUGCAUUAUUUCGUCACUCUAAGAUUUUUAUUCCAAACGGCUGUAUUUGUGCAGCGGCUUGCAGACAGCUUUCCUUCUUGCAGAAGUAGACUAAGAUCAUAGCGGUCUGUCUAAUUUAAUAACUUCCCGUGCCUGGGACGAAACUAAAGCUAGAAGAAGGAGUAUUGAAAGCCACGUUCCGUUUUUGUAUAACUGUACGUACUGAUACAUAAUUGGGUAACACAUGGCUUCUCGUGCUGGUCCGCGAGUAACUGGAACAGAUGGCAGCGACUUUCAGCAUCGAGAGAGGGUAGCCUCUCAUUAUCAGAUGAGUGUGGCCUUGAAGUCUGAGAUUAAAAAACUAAUAUAUGCACAUGUACUUUUGUGGUUACUUCUCACAGCCCAGAUGCUGGUCUCCCACCUAAAAAUAGUGUCUCACGAUGUGGUGGCCAUGCCUUAUCAGUGGGAAUAUCCCUAUCUUCUCAGCAUCAUUCCUUCAUUCUUUGGUUUCAUUUCAUUCCCUCGCAACAACAUUAGCUACCUUGUAAUCUCCAUGAUCAGUACUGGCCUCUUCUCUAUUGCGCCAAUAAUUUAUGGAUGUAUGGAGAUGUUCCCCAUGGCUCAACAGCUGUAUCGUCAUGGCAAGGCUUACCGAUUUAUAUUUGGCUUUUCUGCAGUGUCAGUCUUGUAUCUGUUCAUUGUGGUUGCUGUUCAGGUGCAUGGCUGGCAGAUCUACUAUAGCAAGAAGCUGUUGGACUCUUGGUUUACUUCAACUCAAGAAAAGAAAAAGAAGUAAAACUUAAAAAUGGUAAAUUUGUGACUGGAAUAAUUGAUACUGUGCAGACCAAGGGCAUAAUAUACUGGAAAGAAAUAUUUCCUGACUGCUUUAAAUUUUUAUUUUGCAUAAUUGCAGUUGCUAAGUGAAAUACAUGUUUGUUUUAGCCAAAUUUUCAAGACAUUGAGUAGCUCAGGUCUUAAAAACAACACGACCAAGUUAAUAGUCUAAUAUUUUCACUUGUGAAUCAACAUGCCCCUUUGUUUCUCAUACAUACCCAAAGUGAGAGAAUUUUAAGCCUGCUGUGGCCUUGACUGCAAAACUUUGAAGUGCUUAGCAGAGGGUCUGGAUUUUUCUCCUUUCUGGGAAGGUUUAUAUCGAUUUUAAAUUUGCAAAUCUUGUUUUGACAAUGCGUAGAAUUGGUGUUGGAAUCGUCCAUGUCCUCUAAUUGACAGGGGUCUUUGUUGCUAGGAAUGAGAUUCAAGUCCAUUUUGGCAUCAUCUGUGCCUAAAAAUAUUCAUAUGAUUGCAAUACAUACUACUGUAGAGCAUUGUUUAUUAAAAAGCCUUUCACAUCUGUGUGAGGUUUGAUUUGCUACUUUAAUAUUUGGCAUUCAUUGUUCUAAGAUAGAUGCAUGAAUUGGUGUAUUAUAAUUUUAAAGUAGCAGACAGAGAAAUUGUUUAAUGAAAAUAAAAUGUUAUUUUGAAACAAAAUUCUUUUGACAAAAAACUGGAGGUAUUUUAAUAUAGAAAAAAUCUUCUGAAAUGGUGAUUCAUCUUACUGUAUUAUUACAGUGGCAUAUAGCCCUUAAUCCAUUUAAAUGCGAAAGAAACCUUUUUUUUUUGAAAAUGUUUUUCCAUGCCUUGUAAGUGACAUUGCGCUAACAGACUGAUUGAGUUUUUCAAGUGACCAAAACAGAGAGGUUGAAUUGAUUUUUUUUUUUUUAAGUUUUUGCAUAGCAUUUUUAAUUAAAGCAGUGCUGCCAUUUAGAUUUUUUUCUGAGUAUUUUUCUGGGUAUAGAUGAGGAAAUUUUGAAGUGGGAGCCCAGAUAAUAUUAAUAGGUAAAAAAGCCACCAAAAUGAUGUAGCCUCCUAAUUGAACAUCCCAGUCUGUGGUUACUGUUAUGAUUGUUAUUAUUAUGCAUUGGGAGAAUAACAAAAAUUAUCAUAAGCAUACUUGACAAGUGAAAGACAAAUACAAGUUUUUCACAUGCGUACAUUUUUCUUCCUAAAUAUGAACAGUUGUAUAACAGAGAAAUUUAGUGUUAACAUAUGCAAACAUUUGUCACAUUACAUGGCACAGUAGUAAAGUUUUAUUUUGUAGUUAUGAUCACUUUUAUUUACCCCCCUUACAAUGAUUAUACCAUUUAAAGUUAUUUACUUUUUCCACUUAAAAUUAUUAUAAUACUCGAAUUUUUGACUAAAUUGGUUAAAGGCUGCUAACUGUUAAUGGGCUGCUCCGUGUAUCCAUAGGGCACAGUUUGAUUCCUUCUACCUCUGUCUGCUGUGUAACUCUGAGCAAGUUGCUAAACCAGUCAGUACUCUCUGGUUACCUCUGAAAAGGGACUGUUGUGUCCAGUGGGCUUACAUGGCUAACAAAUGUAUAUAAAACAAAUAUUUUAUCCUUACUUUUAACACAGAAGAGCCACUAACUUAUGACUGUACUCACCAUAAAAGUAAGGGGUGCCAUUUGUGUAAGAAUGUGCAUGUUGGAUAAUUACAAAAUGUCUUUUAAAUAAUGUCACUGAUAUAAAAUGGCAAGGUUGCAGUCAGGAGCUGUGUUUCUCUGUACUGUACAGCAGUGAGGUAAAUGUAGCAUGCCAUGAUGUUGAUCAGGUCAUAUAAUUUGUCUGUUAGUAAAUUUAAUUUUCAUUGUUGUAAUAUAAACAAAAUCUCUGGCUUGCAAAAUAAUUAUAUUUAAUAAAUAGUGUGUAGCCUG
Molecule: messenger RNA, 2763 nt
Organism: Protopterus annectens (West African lungfish)
Lineage: Eukaryota; Metazoa; Chordata; Ceratodontiformes; Protopteridae
Gene: JAGN1
Product: jagunal homolog 1
Exons: 3
Coding region: 295-846 (183 amino acids)
Biological process (GO): endoplasmic reticulum organization; vesicle-mediated transport; granulocyte colony-stimulating factor signaling pathway
Cellular component (GO): endoplasmic reticulum membrane
Source: RefSeq, a predicted model, not a curated record